AUGGCCCUCCUCACCCUGCACAGGCAGCAGAUCAGCUGGACUCUGCUGCUGGUCCUGGGAUAUCUCUUUUACCUCCUCCUGGGUGCUAUGGUGUUCCAGCUGCUGGAGAAGCAAGCAGAGGCCCAUUCUCGGGACCAGUUCCAGCUGGAGAAGCUCAAAUUCCUGCAGAACUACACGUGCCUGGACAGGCAAGCUCUGGAGCAGUUUGUACAGGUGCUCAUGGAAGCAUGGGAAAAAGGAGUCAACCCAGAAGGAAAUUCUACCAAUCCCAGUAACUGGGACUUUGGCAACUCCUUCUUCUUUGCAGGAACUGUUGUUACUACUAUAGGUUAUGGAAACUUGGCCCCCAGCACAGUGGCAGGGCAGGUGUUUUGUGUGUUUUAUGCCUUGUUUGGAGUGCCGCUCAACCUGGCCUUCCUUAAUCAGCUGGGGAAAGGACUCAACGCUCAUCUCAUUACUCUGGAAAGAUGGGUGCACAAGUCAGGCCGUGUUCAGGUCUUUCAGACACUGGCAAUGGCCAUCUUCCUGACCACUGGGACCUUGCUUUUUCUUGUGUUUCCACCCCUGGUCUUCAGUUAUGUAGAAGGCUGGAGCUAUGGAGAAGGCUUUUAUUUCACCUUUAUCACCCUCAGCACCAUUGGAUUUGGGGACUAUGUAGUAGGCACAGACCCCAACAAGCACUAUAUCCCAGUGUACAGGAGCCUAACUGCAAUUUGGAUUGUUUUUGGUUUGGCCUGGCUGGCUCUGGUCUUCAACGUGGGAGCUGACAUGAUGGAAAAAUUUCUUCAGCUUAAGUGGCAUAAGCCUGACUUAGGCUUGGCAGAAGGAGCUACCACGAAGUUGGAAGAGGAAUCUGAUGGGCCAAGCAUCCACAUACCUGGUUGA
Messenger RNA from Tinamus guttatus (white-throated tinamou), 885 nucleotides. RefSeq names its product potassium channel, subfamily K, member 16. Gene Ontology annotation, biological process: stabilization of membrane potential; potassium ion transmembrane transport. Lineage: Eukaryota; Metazoa; Chordata; Aves; Tinamiformes; Tinamidae. Gene Ontology annotation, molecular function: outward rectifier potassium channel activity; potassium ion leak channel activity. Gene Ontology annotation, cellular component: plasma membrane. The record is from RefSeq and is a predicted model, not a curated record.